Messenger RNA from Clonostachys rhizophaga, 1062 nucleotides. NCBI's taxonomy places the organism in Eukaryota, Fungi, Ascomycota, Sordariomycetes, Hypocreales, Bionectriaceae. The record is from the annotation of a GenBank genome assembly.
AUGCCGAGUCUUGCUACCAUCAAAGCAGAGAUCUCAAAGCUGCCAGAUGGCCCUCCUCUGGUAGCGGCUCUCCCCGGCGCGACGACGGGAAUUGGUUCCUACAUUGCCACGGUGCUCGCAACCACCUAUGCAAAACACGGCUCCAAGCUUCGAGUCUACAUUGUAGGCCGGAACGCCGUCCGAGCCAAAUCCGUGAUAGCCGGGCGUCAAAGAUUGAGCCCAGGAUCUGAAUGGCGCUUCGUAUCGGCAACUGACCUUGCCCUCAUCAGUGAAGUGGAUCGGUGCUGUGACGAUAUCAUCAAGCAAGAGACUGAGGCACCAUUUCACGGCGGUCCUGUGAGGCUCGAUCUUUUGUAUAUGACAUAUUGUUACCCCAUCCUCAAGGAAAGGCACACCACUCCAGAGGGUCUCGAUAGUUUCCUCUCUACGGUCUACUACUCUCGCAUCAGAUUCAUCAUGAACCUACUCCCGCUGCUGACCGCAUCGCCUAAACCCGGACAUGUCGUCUCCGUUUAUACCGGUAGCUUUCAGGAUGAAGUCGAACCCGGGAAACUUCCCAUCGGCCUCCCUCCUGAUUCGGAGUACGGAGUGGCUGGUGUGCGCAAGUACACCGCCUUCAUGAAGACAUUCUUGUUCGAAGAGUUGGCCGAGAAGUACGCAGGGCGUCUUAGCCUAACACAUAUCUACCCCGGUCUGGUUGAUGGGCCUGGCUUCCUCAGCGACGACAUGCCCAGGUGGUUUAGAGUCACUUGGAGAAUCCUCAAGCCUAUUCUUCGGCACAUCUACAUGACUUCCCCCGAAGACUGCGGAGCCGUCAUGGUGUACCUUGCAACCUCUCACUUCCCAGCUAAAGGCCAAGACGUCCCUGAAGGAGUCAAACCCGCAACGAGCAGCCAGGACCAGUUGGGCGGCGGCGCUUAUUCGGUUGGGCAGCGAGCCGACUCACCAAAUAAGGUCGCGUAUAGUAACGUUCGUCAGGCAGACACGGCGAAGCUGGUUUGGGAUCAUACUAUGAAGACCCUGGAAGAUAUUCAGAAGGCGAAUGCUUCGAAGGCUGGCUAG